Molecule: messenger RNA, 843 nt
Organism: Schistosoma intercalatum
Lineage: Eukaryota; Metazoa; Platyhelminthes; Trematoda; Strigeidida; Schistosomatidae
Source: the annotation of a GenBank genome assembly
AUGAAAUCAGUUCGUUCAACGUCGUCGUUACAGGAAACCACAUUGGAAGUAAUGCCUGCUAUGGUUGAAUAUCUUGGAAUGAAGAACAUUGAAGGAAUCAAUGUGAUGAAUAUUAUGCAACAUGAUAAUCGUAUAACGGUUGUAUCCACAUAUACCAAAACAGUGCUUAUACUUGUUGCAAUACAAAUAUCAGUAUCAUUUGUCAUCAUAAUGCUCUCGUCAUUACUUGGGAUGGCUGGUCAAAGUGGCGGGCAAUUGAUACCAUCCAUUAUUGUUGGUUUAUUGCUUUUGAUUGCAUGUGUGAUAGCCUUGUUAAUCGCACUCGUGAAGAAGAUAAACGAGAAAUAUCCACUGAAUGUCGCGCUUGUAAUUAUUUAUUCUAUCUGCAUGGCAACAGCAUUAGGAGUUUGGAAUGCACAGUUAGAUGCUAUUGUCAAACUUGCAGUCUUUGUAAUCAGUUUGGUAUUAUUCACAUGUGGAUUACUGAUUGGUGCAGCAAUCAAAGCAGAUUUGGCAGAUCACUUAAUGAGCAUUCUAAUAUCAUUUUCGGUUAUAUCUGUUCUCAUUGUGAUAGUCGCCGUUGUGCUAAGUUUUUGGAAACAUUACAAGUAUUAUACGAUCGGUGUUUACAUAGGUGCACAAAUAAUAUUGUUGAUUGUAACAAUAUUUCUUAGUUAUUUAACUGUUGGCAAAUCAAGAUAUCUUCUCUUAUAUCCAAAUUAUGCAUUGGCAUCUAUAUUAUUAUAUACCAUAUUCUUUUCGACUUUAUCAAUCAAUACGGAUAUCAUUAAUGUCAACAAGACUGAAAGUUCUAUAUUCCAGUUCCAAUUAACAGAACAUUGA